Messenger RNA from Vicugna pacos (alpaca), 2882 nucleotides. The record is from RefSeq and is a predicted model, not a curated record. Lineage: Eukaryota; Metazoa; Chordata; Mammalia; Artiodactyla; Camelidae.
GAAUGUUUGCCGAGUGCCUGGCCCCCAGUAUGAUUACAGCCAGCCCCGUUGUUUUGGAGGUUUUCAGACAGUGAAGCCACGAAAUGAGCACAUGUGCCCUCUCCCACAGAAUGCGAAAGCGCUCUUCAAGGUCUAAGAAGGCCUAUGAAGAGCAGAAGUUUGACAGUAAGAAGACCGAUGGACCUGUAUCAUCUGACUUACAGUCAGUUAAAGCUUCACAUAUGCCCAUUCAUGCUGAGAAUAGUUUGAAAUCAGAUGGUUAUUAUAAACGAACAGACAGGAAAUCCAGAAUCAUUGAAAAAAGUGGAUCUGCCUCCAAACCUGAGUUUGAAUUUACCAGGUUGGAUUUUCCUGAACUGCAGGGUCCAGAGAACAGUGAGAGACCAGAGACACAAAAGCCGCCCAAGUGGGGGCCUUUACACCCCGCCCCCACCGACAUUUCUCUUCUAAGAGAAGUGGGGAAACCCGCUGCGGCGUCGCCAGAGGGCGAAAUAGUGGUGAAAACCAAUAACCCGACCGAGUCUGUAACUGCUAGCGCUGCUGCCAGUCCCUCCUCGUGCACGAGAGAAUUAUCUUGGACACCAAUGGGUUAUGUUGUUCGGCAGACAUUAUCUACAGAACUGUCACCAGCCCCUAAAAAUGUUACUUCCAUGAUAAACCUAAAGAUGGUUGCUUCAUCAGCAGAUCCUAAAAAUGGUAGUAUGUCGUCUUCUGAAGUUUUAUCUUCGGCUCCUUCCUACAGAGAGAAACACGUUGCCCAUCCUGCGAGAAAGUCCAAAGCAUCACAAGGUGGCGAUCCUGAGCAAAACGAAGCCUCAAGAAGGAAUAAGAAAAAGAAGGAAAAGUCUAAAUCGAAAUACGAAGUCCUGACAGUUCAGGAGCCACCAAGGAUUGAGAAUAAUUUUAAAAAUAGUGGAAAGAAGAGCCAGAUUCCAGUACAGUUGGAUUUGGGGGGAAUGCUGACUGCGCUGGAAAAGAAGCAGCACUCCCAGAAUGCAAAGCAGUCCUCCAGACCCGUGGUGUUCUCAGUCGGGGCGGUGCCCGUCCUCUCCAGGGAGUCCGCGUCCGGGAAGAAGGGCCAGCGCCCCGGCCCGGUGAAGACCCCGCACAACCCCCUGGACUCCAGCGCGCCCCUGGUGAAGAAGGGGAAGCAGAGGGAGGUGCCCAAGGCCAAGAGGCCGACCUCGCUGAAGAAGAUCAUUUUGAAAGAGCGGCAGGAGAGGAAGCAGCAGCGUCUCCAGGAGAAUGCCGUGAGCCCCGCCUCUGCCGGCGAGGACGCGCAGGCGCCCGCGCAGCCGGACCCCUCAGGGGGAUCGGAAGAGUCGGUGUCCUGUGCUCCUGUGGAGGAGAGCAAGUCCGAAGAGCAGCCGGGAGCUGAGCUCCAGAGGGAGGCGGAGGCCCGCCCCAGGAUCCACAGCCGACGGUUCCGGGAUUACUGCAGCCAGGUGCUCAGUAAGGAGGUAGACGCGUGUGUCACGGAUCUGCUGAAAGAGCUGGUGCGUUUCCAAGACCGGAUGUACCAGAAAGACCCGGUCAAGGCCAAGGCCAAGCGCCGCCUCGUGCUGGGGCUGCGGGAAGUCCUCAAGCACCUGAAGCUCAAAAAGCUGAAAUGCGUCAUCAUCUCCCCCAACUGUGAGAAGAUCCAGUCGAAAGGUGGGCUGGACGACACGCUGCACAGCAUCAUCGACCACGCCUGCGAGCAGAACAUCCCGUUCGUGUUUGCCCUCAACCGCAAAGCGCUGGGGCGCAGCCUGAACAAGGCGGUCCCCGUCAGCGUGGUGGGGGUCUUCAGCUACGAUGGGGCCCAGGACCAGUUCCACAAGAUGGUUGAGCUGACGAUGGCGGCCCGGCAGUCGUACAAGGCCAUGCUGGAGAACGUGCACCGGGAGCUGGCGGCGGCUCCCGGGCCCCAGGCCCCGGCCAGCCCACCCGUGCAGGGGCCCAACCUCUCCACGGAGGACGGGCCCCCAGCCCCCGCCGGGGAAGAGGAGCAAUGCUACAUUGAAAUCUGGAGAAGGCACCUGGAGGCGUACAGCCGACGUGCCCUGGAACUGGAGACGUCGCUGGAGGCUUCGACCUCUCAGAUGAUGAACUUGAAUUUGUAAGAAGAGUUCUGUCCUGUGUGUGUGCAUUGGGAGUAAGGAGGGGUUUGAAAGACUUUGGGGCCUUUUUCUUCUCAGAUCUUUGUUGACCACGCGUGUUUUUAUGACUGUUCAAUUGGAAGCCACCCAGCAGUGUCUGCCGGCGUCCCCGGGCCCCACGGGCGGGCUCUCCGUAGGCUGGCGGAGACCUUUUCGAAAAGCCUUGGGGCACAGCUUUGGCCCUUGAGCGCAGUGAGGCUGGAGGGGGCCGGGGUGGGGGCGGCGCUCAGAGCACCUGCCGCUCAGGAGACGCGUCGGCGUUGCGGGGCAGCUGGGCCAGGGUGGCUGUGGGAAGCAGCGGUGGGCUGAGGGGAUGUGGCUGGGAGGCUCUGAGUGCCGGUGACCCAGCACAGCCCCGGGGACGCUGCCGGACGGGCCCUGCGGGGGGUCAGUGUUGGGACAGGAGGCACGGUGGGGUGCCUUUCUCAGGAUGUGGCUUUUCAGCCAGAAAAUUUAGGGGAUACUUGAAGGGUUUGCUACAGUGAGCCUCAGAAGGAAAAUCGGUUCUCUGACCUGUGACCUUUUGACAUGAAUUACUCUGUUUAUUCUUAAUUUUUCAAAGGAACACUGUGUAUUGAAGUUGCUAAAUUUCAGUUUUGAUAAUCUUCAGAGUCUUUCUUUUGUAAAUGAACACAUCCUGGAUGUGGUCUCUGUCCUAGAGGCCAGAAGGACAGCAGUCACUCCUGUGUUUUCCUGGAAGAAGCUUAUUUAUUUUGAAUAAAGAGUGAUUAUUUAACUUCG